AUGAUGCAGAAACGUUUUCGGAAAGUGAGGAAUGCUCUGGUGAGAGAGUGCAUGGCUGAGUUCUUGGGAACUUUCGUCUUACUGCUGUUCGGCUGCUCCGCUGCAGCUCAGGUGAAGACGAGUAGAGACACUAAAGGUCAGUUCCUGUCCGUCAACAUGGCCUUCUCUGUGGGUGUGAUGUCAGCGAUGUACCUCACCAAGGGCAUCUCAGGCGCUCAUCUGAAUCCAGCAGUGACUCUGAGUUUCUGUGUUCUGGGUCGGGUGCCCUGGGGACGGCUGGUGCCUUACAGCCUCUCCCAGCUCCUGGGGGCUUAUGUGGCAUCGGGGCUUGUCUAUCUGGUGUACUAUGAUGCUAUAAUGGAUUUCAGUGGAGGAGUGUUGACUGUACAAGGCCUAAAUGAGACUGCAUCUAUCUUUGCCACUUAUCCCUCGGAGUUCAUAAGUUUGGGAAGAAGUUUUCUGGACCAGAUAGUGGGCACAGGUAUGCUCAUGUUGUGCAUCCUGUGCUUGGAUGAAAAGAGGAAUACUCCCGCUCCCACAGAGCUGAUUCCUCCCAUAGUAGCCGUGAUUGUCCUGGGAAUCUCCAUGUCAAUGUCUGCUAACUGUGGUGCUGCAAUAAACCCAGCUCGAGAUCUGGGGCCACGUCUCUUUACUCUGACUGCAGGCUGGGGAACUGAGGUCUUCACGUGUUACAACUACUGGUUCUGGGUGCCACUGGUGGCCCCACCCAUCGGGGGUGUAAUAGGAUCUUUAAUGUAUUUGGUCUUCAUUGACUGGCACCUGCCCGACCCGGACCCUCCUGAGAGUCUCUCCACUCUCUCCACCAUCAGUGACAAAAUCAAUCUACCUUGCACCACAUGGGAAAAUGGAGCAGUGUUAAAGGCUGCACAUUUAUAAACGUUACUGUAAAUAUUUCCUUCAUGUCAAAGCUGCUUUGCAACUGUUGAGGUGCACAAACAUAUCUUAUAAUCGUCUGUUAGCAAUAAAACGUCAUAUCUAUAUUAUGAAUACUGU
This is a messenger RNA of Notolabrus celidotus (New Zealand spotty), 1014 nucleotides long. It is a transcript of the gene aqp10a, whose product is annotated as aquaporin 10a. The record is from RefSeq and is a predicted model, not a curated record. NCBI's taxonomy places the organism in Eukaryota, Metazoa, Chordata, Actinopteri, Labriformes, Labridae. Bases 1 to 897 code for a protein of 298 amino acids. Gene Ontology annotation, biological process: water transport; glycerol transmembrane transport. The transcript has 6 exons. Gene Ontology annotation, molecular function: urea transmembrane transporter activity; glycerol channel activity; water channel activity. Gene Ontology annotation, cellular component: plasma membrane; basolateral plasma membrane.